This is a messenger RNA of Stegodyphus dumicola, 1465 nucleotides long. RefSeq names its product speckle-type POZ protein-like. The record is from RefSeq and is a predicted model, not a curated record. NCBI's taxonomy places the organism in Eukaryota, Metazoa, Arthropoda, Arachnida, Araneae, Eresidae.
AGAAAGAUAUCACGUCUCAAAAGCUUUAAAUCAAUUUGUCGAUUCAGAUCGCAGCUGACCUUAAAAAGUGGAUAUUGAGUGAAUAUGGAGCGAUAUUAUUUGUACCACAAAUGGCCUGUGUAUCAAUCUUGUGAUUCUGAGAAUGAAGUCCUACUCAGCAGUAAUUUCGGACCUGAUAAUCAAGUGUGGUAUCUGAUGAUAAUCAAACAAGGAGAAAAGGAUGGUGUAUAUUUAGUACUUUAUAGAGUACCCGAUAAAGGGAAGAUAAAGGUAAAGGGCACUAUUGAAAUUUGUUCAAACGACAGAAAAAUUCUGGAUGAGUGUUUAAAUUGGGGUCGUUCUUAUAUAAAAGUUCCUCUCCGUUAUAAUUACAUACACCAGAUUUUUAUCAAUGCUUCUGUUGAAUGCUAUGCUUCAAAGGAAAGUUCCGUGCAAACCGAUAUUGUAAUCCGUACUUCUCGAGACUCAGAUAAAUUAUAUGCAGUAUGCAACAUUGGUUCUGAUAUUAAUGCCUUUUGCAGCCUAUCACGCGAUAUACAAACUCUGUAUGAAAAACGCGAGCAAGCGGACUUCUUGCUCGAGUGCAAUUCUGUGCAAAUUCGUGCUCAUAAGUUUAUUCUCUCAGCUCGAUCUCCAGUGUUUUCUAGCAUUUUCCGGCAUGACACCAAGGAAAACAUAGAGAACAAAAUGGUUAUCACCGACGUGAAUGUUGGAGUCAUGGAGGAAUUGAUAUUCUUCCUGUAUACAAACCGCAUUCACGAAAUGACUUUAUCCAUGGCAAGAGACCUGUACUGUGCAGCGGAUAAGUACUCCGUGUUAGAUCUGAAAGCUCUGUGCCAAAGAUUUCUUCUUUUGUCUAUCUCCAGUUAUACAGUUUUUGAGAUGCUGCUGUUUGCCGAUUUGCAUCAGGACGAGGAGUUGAAAAAGGUCUCAAACAAUUACAUUUUUUUAAACUUUCGUGAUAUGAAAAACACGGAAGAGUGGAAGACAUUCACCAAAGAGCAUUCAUUUUUAGCUAUAGAAGUUCUGACGUCCAUCGCAGAAAACUUUAUAAACUAAAACAGAAUGCAUUUCAUUAAGAAUUCUGAUUGUUACAUUUAGCUGUGGUGUUACCUAAUUUAAGCAAAUUUCUGAGGGCAAUUCGUAACAUCUUGCGAGUAGUUUGUAUGGAAACUGUGAAAUUGUGAAACAAGAAUUAUAAAAGUGAAUCGAGAUUAAUAAAAUUUUCAUUUAAGAUUUGCUUUAUAUUACAGUCUGAAAUUUAAAAUGAAGAUGUCACUGAUUUUCUAAAAGUAAGUUUUUUACUUUCUUGUACCAAGUGUAAAGAAAGAAUACCAAUCGCGAUAAAUUUUGUUUGUCAGAAUUCAUUGGAAAUAUUCAUUUUGACUAUUCUCGAAUCAUUUCCACCGUUGUUUUGUGUGAUGUCGGUAUGUACGCACAUAAUAAAGGUCUUUUAAUUUCAAAA